Messenger RNA from Camelina sativa (false flax), 2427 nucleotides. Its product is annotated as hydroxyproline O-galactosyltransferase GALT6-like. NCBI's taxonomy places the organism in Eukaryota, Viridiplantae, Streptophyta, Magnoliopsida, Brassicales, Brassicaceae. The record is from RefSeq and is a predicted model, not a curated record. Gene Ontology annotation, cellular component: Golgi membrane. Gene Ontology annotation, molecular function: hydroxyproline O-galactosyltransferase activity; carbohydrate binding.
GCAUCAGUCCGUAGUAGUAGUAAUGAAGAAGGCAUAUAUUUUCAAGUUCUGAAUAAACAAACUUGUUCAUCAUCAUCUCUUCAAAUCAGUUCACUGUGAAAUUGAUUUGAAUCCGUUCUUGAUUUUUGAUUUAUGUGGAUAAUUCGAGAAAAAAAAAAAAGUAAGCAAUGAGGAACUCGAAGCUAUCAAAACCGAACAAGACUGAAAAUUUCGUAAUGUUCGUUUCUUUCAGCAAGAAGAGAUGGGUUCAGAUACUAAUGGUGGUUGGUCUACUACUGUACAUACUUCUAGUCACCACGCUCGAAAUCCCCGUCGUCUACAGAAACGGGUUCAAUACUUUAUCACAGGAUCGGUUGACCCGACCCGAGAAGCUCCUUAGCGAGUGGGAUUUGCAAGAGAGGCCAGCUCCGGGUCGUCCCUUCAGGAGCUUAAUCUACCGAGAAACGGAAUCGGAAGCGCCUGCUCGAGCUCUGGUUAGCUCAGAACUGAGAAGAACGGUACGGAUUAUAUCCGGGUUGAAUUAUGACCCGGAAAGAUUCGACCCGAGUAGUAAAAAUGAGUCCUUUGAGCUCCAUGAAUCGGCCAAGGUAGCUUGGGAAGUUGGUGGGAAGCUAUGGGAAGAGCUUGAAUCUGGGAAAACCUUGAAAGCUUUCAAGGAGGAGGAGGAGAAGAAGAAACAUGGCUCGAGUUCUUGCCCGCUCUCUGUUUCGUUAUCCGGGUCGGAUCUUUUGGCUCGUGGGAACCUCAUUGAGCUUCCUUGUGGGUUAGCUUUGGGAUCACACAUCACGUUGGUGGCGAAGCCACGCUAUGCUCACUCAGAGAUGGACCCGAAGAUAACAAUGUUGAAGGAAGAAGAUGAAGCUGUGAAGGUUUCACAGUUUAUGUUGGAGCUGCAGGGGUUGAAGGCAGUAGAAGGGGAAGAUCCACCUCGGAUUCUUCACUUUAAUCCAAGGCUUAAAGGUGAUUGGAGUGGUAAGCCUGUGAUUGAGCAGAACACUUGUUACAGGAUGCAGUGGAGCUCGGCUCAAAGAUGUGAAGGUUGGAGAUCUAGUGAUGAUGAAGAAACAGUUGAUGGUCAGGUUAAGUGUGAGAAAUGGGUUGGAGAAAAUGGUAUAUCUUCUAAAGAAGAGCAUAACAAGGCAACAUGGUGGCUUAGUCGGUUUAUACGUCGGAGUAAGAAAGUAACUGUAGAAUGGCCAUUUCCAUUCACUGAGGAGAAGCUCUUCGUGCUUACACUAACUGCUGGAUUGGAGGGUUAUCACGUUAGUGUUGAUGGGAGGCAUGUCACAUCCUUUCCUUUUCGAACUGGUUUUACACUUGAAGAUGCUACUGGUCUAACUGUUACUGGGGAUAUAGAUGUUGACUCUGUUUUUGCUGGCUCUCUCCCAACCUCGCACCCUAGUUUUGCUCCUCAGAGGUAUCUUGAGCUCUCAAGCAACUGGCAGGCCCCAUCAAUACAUGAUGAAGAAGUUGAAUUAUUCAUUGGUGUUCUUUCUGCGGGUAACCAUUUUGCUGAGCGGAUGGCCGUCAGGAAGUCUUGGAUGCAGCAUAAACUCAUCAAAUCUUCCAAAGUAGUUGCUCGGUUCUUUGUGGCAUUGCACUCGAGGAAGUCAGUCAAUGUGGAGCUAAAGAAGGAAGCUGAAUUAUUUGGGGACAUAGUUAUAGUACCUUACAUGGACAGCUAUGACCUGGUCGUUCUGAAAACUGUUGCAAUCUGCGAGUAUGGGGCUUAUCAGUUGGCGACCAAAUACGUUAUGAAGUGUGACGAUGACACAUUUGUCCGCAUAGAUGCGGUUCUCAGGGAAGCGAAGAAAACACCUACGGAUAGAAGCUUGUACGUUGGCAACAUCAAUUAUUAUCACAAGCCUCUUCGACAAGGGAAAUGGGCUGUUUCAUAUGAGGAAUGGCCUGAGGAAGAUUAUCCACCUUAUGCCAAUGGUCCUGGCUACAUACUGUCAAGAGAUAUCUCCCGCUUCAUCGUAAAGGAGUUUGAGCAACACAAACUAAGGUUAUUCAAAAUGGAAGACGUGAGCAUGGGAAUGUGGGUGGAACAAUUCAACAACAGCGUGAAGUCUGUGGAUUAUGUGCACAGCUUUAAAUUCUGCCAGUUUGGUUGCAUAGAGAAUUACUUAACAGCGCAUUACCAAUCGCCUAGACAGAUGAUCUGUUUGUGGGACAAAUUGGUCUUGACGGGUAAACCUCAUUGCUGCAACUUGAGAUGACACAACAUUGCGUUGUUUUGUUAUGUUUAUAUCGCUUGGUCGUGAGAAAAAGAAUUAUAUUUCCAAUGAGAACAGCUUUUGUUGCAUGAAAAUAAGCGCCUUUGCUGUUUUUGUGUAGUCAAUGAAUCCUUGUAAACAAUAAAAAAAUCAUUCAUUCACAUUCAUUUUUUCCCCUUUAUCAAAUAAUGCUAUUUUGAUUCUGAUA